AUGGCCCUCAACGCCAAUUCCGACCAGCUGCUCUCGUCCGCGAGAGCCGUCUUCUGGACGCAGCACUCCCAUCUCCCGGACUCGAAGCGACAAGAACUCUGGACGCAGCACCUCAGCCAGUUCAUCUGCGGGCCCACCACCGCUCUCCACGACGCCAGACGGAACGCCCUUCGCAGCGGUGGACCCAGCUAUUUGGGAAAACGGCCUGGGGACGACGUUCCUCGCACUCUGCCUCCUGGAUCCCCCCCGACCAAGCGACGAGCUACCACCCCGGACACCCUCUCUCUCUCCCGAUCCGCCUCGGUGCGUUCUCAGCUUGCUCGUCAGCACUCUGCACGCUCUCGGAUAGGUCACUCUGCACGAAAGGCUGGAACCGCUUCUGGCCCGCGAGCAUCUUGGAACCACCCGCCCGCUCUUGCUCCAUCGCCACAAAUCGAGGGACUGGCCGCCGUUCGCUCCCAGGCGACCGCUUCCCCCCUGCAGCAGUCCCAGACCCUCUCGACAGAAUACUGGGACCACGGUUUGGACGGUGCCGCGGCCCCCAUCCACAGCAACCGGGCGUCGGGAUCGUCCAGUAGUCCCAUCGAGGUCGACAUGGACCACUCUCCUGCGGCGGAUGCAUUGGUUCUCGAUUCGCAGCAUCAAGGCCAACUGGCCGUGGGGACGGAGUCGCUGGAGAUGACUCGGAGUCUGACUUCAGACUCGCUGUGCGAAGGAAUGGAUAUGAUCAGGUUCGAUUCGAACAGAUCAUUUCUCGAAAAUCUGGACUUUCCAGAUGCUCAGUUGUCCGCAAAUUUCACUCUGCAGUCAUUUGUCCCUCACAAUGACGCCAACUACUCCCUCCACUCUUCUCCUAUUUCGCACUUUCACUCUCGUAACAUGCAUCAUGUUCAGUUUUCGCAGUCAUUGCCCGAAUCUGGGUCUGGCUUCUUUCGUCAUUCUGUUUCUGCUGCUUUGAAUCGUUCUGCUGCUUCUUCGUCUGAUUCUUCUUCCGAUUCUUGUGGUUCUUCUUCGCCUUCAUCUGCUGAGAUGAAGCCUUCUCUAUCGAGUCAGAGCACCGACUCGGUGGCCUCAAGCGAGACUCGGGCUCGACGGAGGACUCGAGAGCAAAUUGUGCAAGGCACACAGAAGAUCGCACCAAAGCCUGCGAAUGCUCCGCAGUCAAACAAUGUUCUGGAACAUAAAAUGAUCAUCGCGUCGGAAGACGGCACUUCUCGAGAAGUGGCAGCCAUUCCCAAGGCGUCUGUGCAGCGUCCUUCACGACCCAAGACGUACUGUAAAUACUGCAAUGAACAGCCCGACGGCUUUCACGGCGAACAUGAACUCCGACGGCAUGUCGAGCGCGUGCAUGCCGUCGUGCGCAAGGUCUGGGUGUGCGUGGACAUCUCCCCAAACAAGAAAUUCCUUGCCAACUGCAAGGCGUGCCGCAACGGCAAGCGAUAUGGCGCCAACUACAACGCCGCCGCGCACCUGCGCCGCACGCACUUUAACCCGUGCCAACGCGGGCGUGGCGGGCGCGGCAAAGACAGUGAGAAGCGCGGCGGCAAGGGCGGUGGCACCACGCCGUCCAUGGACGUGCUCAAGCACUGGAUGGAACAGCGCGAGGAGAUUGUGGUGGACAACGCGCGGAUCCUGCUCGACAACGACAUCUCGCCCGAGGAGGCGGAGCUUCUCGGCCGCCGACGGAUCUCCGACACCGCCAGCAUCGAACAAAGCGACGGCCAUCAGAGCGCAGACGAGUCGCCUGCCGCUGCACCGGCGACGUAUGACUCGCACUCCUCGACUCCCAUUGACGACGAACCCAGCGAGAUGGCGCAAGACUUUGCGUUUGAGUUUGACGACUGGACCACCAAUUCGCCGCAGCAGUGGGAUGCCGCGGGCACGGGGGCGACGACUGCGGCAUAUGAUGGGUAUGACAGUGCAAUCAUGAAUCCUUUCGAUUCAUCUUUUUAUGAUCCUGCUUCGUUUAUCCAAGCGCAGCCAAUGAGUGCUGAGGUUGGUUCUUAUAUUCCGGUUAUGCUGUAG
Messenger RNA from Uncinocarpus reesii 1704, 2025 nucleotides. RefSeq lists its product as uncharacterized. The transcript has 2 exons. The record is from RefSeq and is a predicted model, not a curated record. Bases 1 to 2025 code for a protein of 674 amino acids. Lineage: Eukaryota; Fungi; Ascomycota; Eurotiomycetes; Onygenales; Onygenaceae.